Molecule: messenger RNA, 2235 nt
Organism: Pieris napi
Lineage: Eukaryota; Metazoa; Arthropoda; Insecta; Lepidoptera; Pieridae
Product: juvenile hormone esterase-like
Exons: 3
Coding region: 524-2158 (544 amino acids)
Source: RefSeq, a predicted model, not a curated record
ACUAAUGCCUACUGUAAAUUAAAUCAAUAUCAUAUUCUUAUCAACGAAACAUCUUGUAAAUUGUAUUGGAUAUUGUGGGUGAUAUCUAUUGGUCAAAUAUAUUAAAGUUAACGAAAGCCGAUAGCAAUUAAAUGUCAUCACGGAUUGUUGUUGAAAAAGCUUCCUUAUGUGCAAUUAACCGUAUAAUUUAAUUAAACACAAUACAUCACAUGUAAAAAUAUGUUUAGGUUUUUCGUUUGGUUCUAUAAUCUUUGUAAGGUUCAAAUUAUACCGAAAAUUAAACUAUUUUAAAAAACAAUGUCAUGUUAUGUUUUUAUUUUUAUCUUAAAUUUGUGACGAUUUUUAUAAUUAAACAAGAAUAAAAAAUUAAGGACUACUAAGAUAUUUGAGCUAUAUGUAUAUCCUUUCGACACAGAUGAAGUAUGCUCAAAUUAGUGUAACUUAAACAAAAUUUCAACUUGAAAAACUUCACGGAGUAAUUGUGUUUGAAAUAUAACACCUGUAAUAAUAACUUUCUUGUCAAAUGUCAAGUUUUUAUUUGGUCAUUUUAGUUUGUGCGUAUUCGUGUGAUAGUAUUUUUGUUACAUUUAAUGAAAGUGUAAUCGUUGGGAAAUAUUUUCGUACCAUUUUUGGGGACAAAUCUUACGCAGGAUUUUUUAACAUACCAUACGCGGAGCCUCCGUUAGCGGAAUUAAGAUUUAAGCCUCCGAUAGGUCCUAGAAGUUUUGAAAACUACAAAAUAUACGCAUAUGAUCAAGACACAGACCAAUGGAACGGGUUUACAGAGGAUUGUCUUUAUCUAUCAAUCUUUAUGCCUCUCUCGAAAAAUACGAAACCAGUCUUGGUAUGGCUUCAUGAACAUUCCUACUGGCAUGGUCCAGAUUUCUUUAUAGACGAGGAAAUAUUAGUCGUCACUGUUUCGUUUCGAACCGGAAUAUUUGGCUUCCUGAACACUGAAGAUGAAUUCGCUGAAGGAAAUCUAGGAGUUAAAGACAUACAGAUGUCUCUCGAAUGGCUCAAACACAACGUGAAUAAAUUUAAUGGGGAUCCUAAAAGUAUUACUAUAGUCGGUGCAGGUUUAGCGGCCACACCGGCAGCUUCGAUGCUAUUGAAUAUGGGUAAGGAAUUAUUUUCUAAAAUAAUUGUUUUAAGCGGCAGCGCACUGUCACCGGCUGAUUAUAAGAAUUUUAACUUUGAGAUUGCUAAUAAAUUAUUCAAUAGACUUGGAGAUCCACUUAAGAGAUUUAAUAGGAAAGAAUUAUAUGAACUGCUCAAGAACGGGACAACGGAUAAAUUGCUAUCGGCGUCUCGAGAACUUUUCGAUAGCACUGAAGUAAGAGAUAAUCAAAGAUUGAUUAAUCCAUUUGGAUGCUCCCUCGAGAUUGCUUCUAAGGAUCCAUUUAUGAAGUGGACACCUAUUGAAAUGUACAAUAGGAAAGCUGUGAACAAUGUGCCAGUUUUGAUUGGCUACACGAGUUUACCUUCGCUCUGCAAGAUAAGAGGUCUUGCUUCUAAUAGAGAACUUUUAAAGUACCUUAAUUAUAAUUUUCAAUAUUUACUGCCAUUCGAAGGGAGAGUGGACGAAUACAACUGCAAAAGAUACAAGAAAAUUAAGCAGCGCAUUAAGGAAUUUUAUUUUCUCAACGGUACAAUAACAGAGCGUAGUUUGAGGCGAUUCGCAAAAUACCUAUCGGACAUAGAUAUCUUCCCUUUGCUGAGACAAGCGAGUCUUCAAAGCGAUAUCUCAAGCUGUCCAGUAUAUUUGUAUAGAUUUGCGUUCAAGGGGUCUUUCAAUAUUGGCUGGAGAAAUUGCGUUCCCAAUUUAAAUUGGUCGGGAGCAAGUUUGCACGACGAAAUAUGUUACUUAUUCAAAUGCAAAUCUCUAAAUCAUGUCUAUAACAGAGCCGAGUCCAAUGAAAGGGACUUCAUUAAGAAAAUUGUGAGAUUAUUGGCGAACUUCAUUAAACAUGGGAACCCAACACCACACGACAAUGAUGAAGUAUUGAAAAAUAUUCAAUGGAUGCCUUUGAGUAAAGGCAAACAUUUAAAAGCCAUUAACUUUGGUAAAUUGAUACGAAUGCGAGAUAUUCCCGAAGAAGAAAGAAUGCGAUUUUGGUAUCAUUUGCAAAGAGAUUUUGUCACUUUAAAUAAUUCUUAAUAAAUAAUUACAUAUUUCUUUCAUCAAGUAUUAUUUUAAUUAAAAAAGGAUUAAUGGUAAAAAGAGUUAAAAUAAUA